ACAAUAUGGCGGAUGUCCUCCAGCUGUUCAGUCAUCUGUAUACAACGAGUUUAUAUGUAGCUUCAUAAUAAUAAAAAAUUAUCACAUACAAUAGUUCAUUCAACGAUUUCUUCAUUAGUUGUGAUCGUGUGCCAAGAUUGCUUAUUCGAAGUAAUCAUUAGCGAGUAUCAGUUGCUUCGAUAUUCUUAGAAAGAUACCUAUGAUGCAGUAAAUGUUUAACACGUGUAGCAUCCUUUCAAGAUUCAUAAAAUAUCGAAUUUAUUCCACAUUUUAAUAUAAACAAUUUCUCAUAACAUUGACUUCUUUAUUUAUUGCUCACUUCUCUUUUAUUCAUCGUACUUGUUUUAGUCAAUAUCCAUUUAUAUUAUUUGUAUAAUUGCUAAAUUUUGGGAAAAUGGAUUUUAAGUUAAGUGACGGAUUUUUUGAUUUGUGUAUAAAUAUACCGGACAAGCGUGUGGAAAGUUUAGACGGCAUUUUAUUAAAGUUAUAUGAAAUGGGUUAUAGAACAAUUGCAUUAAACCAUAUAUUAAAUGAGAAUGACAUAGAUAGUAAGAAAAAGAAGGAAGGUGAAAAGACUAAAGUGGUGUCAAACGUGGUGCCAAAUCCAAUUGAUAUAUCUAAGCUAAAUGAAAAAUGGAAGGGAAAACUGCGCAUACUUAAUAGGAUAACAUUUAUUUGUUCGGAUUCAACAAAAGCACACACAUUGGCACUGGCACCAAAUUUGAAAAAAUAUGAUAUAUAUGCUAUUGUCCCAACUAAUCAGAAUAUAUUAGAGUUUGCCUGUUCACAAAUAAAAGCAGAUCUAAUUACAAUAAAACCAGAAAUUUCUGGUAUAAAGAUAAAUCGAAAAGUAUAUCGUCAAGCUAUAGCCAGAGGCUUGUGUUUUGAAACACAGUAUGUAGAUCUUUUGAAACAAGAAACACGUAUAGCAGCUCUUCAUUCUUCUUAUAAACUACAUAUGUAUCGUGGAAAUGUGAAUGUAAUCAUAUCCAGUGGUGCAAACAGCAAGAAUUUAAUUAGAAGUCCUUAUGAUAUUAUAAAUCUUGGAUUUAUAUUAGGUUUGAAUCGAGACAGAAUAAAACCAGCUAUAUUAGAUGAAUGUCAACUUGUUCUUUUAAGAGCAAGAAGACGAAUAUCUGGCAAAUCAGUGUUUACAAUAGAAUUUGCGGGAGAAUCAAAGAUUGAUGAUGAUGAUAAUGAUGAUGAUGAUGAUGAUGAUGAGGAAGACAGUGAGAAAGAAACAACAAAAGACUAAGUGAUUUAAUUACGUAUAAAGUUUAACUUUAUAACUUAUUUUACAAAGAGAAUUCUAUUUUAUAUUUUUAUAU
Messenger RNA from Pogonomyrmex barbatus (red harvester ant), 1328 nucleotides. RefSeq names its product ribonuclease P protein subunit Rpp30 (gene Rpp30). Lineage: Eukaryota; Metazoa; Arthropoda; Insecta; Hymenoptera; Formicidae. The record is from RefSeq and is a predicted model, not a curated record. Gene Ontology annotation, biological process: tRNA processing. Gene Ontology annotation, molecular function: RNA binding. Gene Ontology annotation, cellular component: nucleolar ribonuclease P complex.